This is a messenger RNA of Amaranthus tricolor (Joseph's coat), 1040 nucleotides long. Its product is annotated as axial regulator YABBY 4. Gene Ontology annotation, biological process: plant ovule development; cell fate commitment; multicellular organism development. The record is from RefSeq and is a predicted model, not a curated record. The coding region runs from base 47 to 679 and encodes 210 amino acids. NCBI's taxonomy places the organism in Eukaryota, Viridiplantae, Streptophyta, Magnoliopsida, Caryophyllales, Amaranthaceae. Gene Ontology annotation, cellular component: nucleus. The transcript has 7 exons.
AAAUAUAUUGACCUACAUUAUUAAGGCAUAAUCAAAGAAAGGGAAGAUGGCAACACUAAACCAUUUUUUUGAUAGUUCCCAAGAACAAAUAUGUUAUGUCCAAUGCAGUUUUUGUACCACUAUCUUACUGGUAAGUGUGCCUUAUUCUAGCAUGUCAAUGGUGGUGACAGUAAGAUGUGGUCAUUGCACUGGUCUUCUCUCUGUCAACAUGUUGAAAGCCUCCUUUGUUCCUUUUCAUCUUUUUUCUUCCCUUAACCAAGAACAUCAGAUGAGUAAUUAUAGGCAGCAAGAGGAAGUGGACACAUUAAAGGCAAAUAUGGAUAGGCACAGCACCACGUUGUCUAUGGAACCCUCCUCGGAAGAAGAUAAUGAUGAUAACGAUGAGGAAGAUGACGAUGAAGAUGAUAUGAUCGCGGUUAAACAUAUUGUUCAUAAACCUCCGGAGAAGAAAAGAAGGGCACCAUCUGCUUAUAAUCGAUUCAUCAAAGAAGAAAUUAAAAGAUUGAAGGCUAUGAAUCCUAACAUGAGUCACAAGGAUGCAUUUAGUACUGCUGCUAAAAAUUGGGCACAUUACCCAUCUGCCCAACAUGAUGUUGAUGAAGGAAAUGGUGGCCAUGAGAACAAAAACGUUAUAUACAAUAACUUUGAACAAGAUGUUGAGGCUUUCAGGUCCAUUUAGAAGGCAAAAGAUUCGGUGAAAGAAAGCCCUCAAAGCAUUUAAUUAUCAAAGACAACCUCAAAAUUUAGUGAUCAAGACAUCUACUUACAACAAUUUAUUGCUGAAUGAGAAUCGAGUUUUUGUCUUAGAUAGAAAGCAAAUACUAUUUUUUAGGUAAAAUUUUAAAUUCGAUUCUCGCUCUAAAACGGCUAGUUAAAUAAUUUUUAACUUUUUUGUGUCCUAGUAAAUGUUUUUUGAUAUUGAUUAAUGGACAUAAUGCUAAUAUGAAGUUUCUUUUGUAUGUGAUCUAGUAGAAGUAUGAACUAUUGGUAAUCUUAUAUGGAGAAAUGAAAAAUAAGUUACUUAUUGUACGUCCACUCGA